AUAGGAAAGGGGGGGUCCAGGAAAAGGUGGUAACAUGCCCAUCCCAGUCCAUCUCCUCGGGUUCUCCAUCUCAAAGAGCAAACAGGAGCAAACUCAGUGCCCUGCAGCCCCACGCCAAACUCCCAGAGAGGAGCUCGGCCCCACGUCCCGGAGUCCGGGAAGGCCGCCUCCGGAGGAGCCCCCGCAGACGCCAUACUAAAAGUCAAAAUGGCUGCCCCGAGGAAGCCCGCACCGCGUAGCUAGCGAGGGCUGGGGAACGGCAACUGCGGGAAAGGGGGAGGGGGGCUGGAGGAAGAGCCGUCGCCGCGACCGUCACCGCCCGAGUCGUAGAGUUAUAGCCAUAACUUUUGAACUCUAUUUUGGAAAAGACUGGCCAGGAAAAAAAAAUGAUAAAAUUUUUCCUUAUGGUGAAUAAACAAGGACAGACCCGACUUUCUAAGUACUAUGAACACGUGGACAUUAAUAGGCGUACACUUCUGGAAACAGAGGUCAUAAAGAGCUGUCUCUCUCGAUCCAGUGAACAAUGCUCUUUCAUUGAAUAUAAGGAUUUCAAGCUGAUAUAUCGGCAGUACGCAGCUCUCUUCAUUGUGGUUGGAGUUAAUGACACUGAGAAUGAGAUGGCCAUUUAUGAAUUCAUCCACAAUUUUGUGGAAGUUUUAGAUGAGUACUUCAGCCGAGUGAGUGAACUAGAUGUAUCCUUUUUCAAUAGUGUCUUCCAGGGCAUGGGAAAGAACUAUAAUUCUAAUGAGUACUGAAGGACCCCAACAACAACGAGAUGGGAUUGGAAUACUGUGGACCUGCACAUCUUGGCAGGAGCCCACUAGGCUUUGUGUGAAUUAACUUUUUACUUAAAAAAAUCUGCUGCUUCCUGAAAAUAAGAAAGAAGUCUUUUGAGAACAUUGAAUCUAAAGUAAUGACAUCAAUUGUGACAAAUAUUUAUUAAUGUACUUAUAUAUACUUAGUGUGUAACUUGUAUAUGAAUUAUCCCAUACUUUUAUAUUUGUGUGUGUGUGUGUGUGUGUGUGUGUACUUGUGCCCAGAACUGGUAUGUCUGCAUCAACUUAAUAUCCUGGAGAAAUGGCCAUUUACCUGUUACGAUUGAUGGGAAAUGUCAUUGUGUUGAUAAAACUCAUGUGCAGGCAGUAUUUAAGACUUUAAAUUAACUGAGAAAAACUUUGUGCCCUCUAGUGGUAAGUGACCUACAUCUACGACCUAGGAGACACAAGGCCAGUCACUGGUCUAGUUUUUAUUCACUAUGCAGCAUUCUCUUUUAACUAUGCUGUUUAAAGCAAUUAAAAAUCUCUUUUGCCUUGGAUAGCUCAGUUUUUUAAAAAGACCUUUGUGGAUAGGAGUAGUGUCGCAUGCCUAUAAGACCAGCACUCUGGAGGCUGAGACAAGAGAUUGCCUCACAUUUAAA
This is a messenger RNA of Fukomys damarensis (Damara mole-rat), 1417 nucleotides long. RefSeq names its product adaptor related protein complex 4 subunit sigma 1 (gene Ap4s1). The record is from RefSeq and is a predicted model, not a curated record. Gene Ontology annotation, biological process: vesicle-mediated transport; protein transport. Gene Ontology annotation, cellular component: intracellular membrane-bounded organelle. Bases 387 to 755 code for a protein of 122 amino acids. Lineage: Eukaryota; Metazoa; Chordata; Mammalia; Rodentia; Bathyergidae. The transcript is spliced from 6 exons.